Messenger RNA from Hydractinia symbiolongicarpus, 458 nucleotides. RefSeq names its product V-type proton ATPase subunit G-like. Lineage: Eukaryota; Metazoa; Cnidaria; Hydrozoa; Anthoathecata; Hydractiniidae. The record is from RefSeq and is a predicted model, not a curated record. Gene Ontology annotation, cellular component: vacuolar proton-transporting V-type ATPase complex. The coding region runs from base 35 to 385 and encodes 116 amino acids. Gene Ontology annotation, biological process: proton transmembrane transport. Gene Ontology annotation, molecular function: proton-transporting ATPase activity, rotational mechanism. The transcript has a single exon.
AUGAAUAUAAACAUUUUUUCUAGGUUUAAUAAAGAUGGCUCAAAAAACACAGGGCAUCCAACGUUUGUUAGCAGCUGAGAAAAAAGCUGCAGAUCUUGUUUCAGAGGCAAGAAAGAGAAAGACUAAAAGACUGAAGCAAGCAAAAGAAGAGGCUAUUGCAGAAAUUGAGCAGUUCAGAAAUGAAUGCGAGCAAAAAUUUAGGGAAAAACAACAAAGUGAAAUGGGCCAAGAUGAUUUCCAACAAAGAAUCAAUGAAGAAACUAAUGGCAAACUUCUAACCAUGGGAGAACAAGUGGAGAUAAAUAAAGGAAAAGUUAUUUCCAGAAUGUUGGAAUUGGUCAACGAUAUCAAGCCAGAAAUCCAUGAAAAUUUUAGAGCAUCUUAAGUUGUUUUAGAAUUUGUUGUAACCACGUGAUAUACUCCUAAAAUUAAAUUUCUAUAUAAUCUUUUUUUUUAAA